Messenger RNA from Nerophis lumbriciformis (worm pipefish), 3126 nucleotides. The record is from RefSeq and is a predicted model, not a curated record. NCBI's taxonomy places the organism in Eukaryota, Metazoa, Chordata, Actinopteri, Syngnathiformes, Syngnathidae.
AUGGCUGUCGGGCGGCCGACGGCCUCGGCGGUCGCGACGCUGGUGGUGUGCCUGACGCUUGGCGGAAGCGCCUUCAACCUGGACGCCGAGCGGCCGUCCGUGUACGACGGCCCCCCGGGCAGUUACUUCGGCUUCUCGGUGGACUUUUUUAAAGCCCCCGACAGCCAGCGGUCGGACGUCCUGAUCGGGGCGCCGCGGGCCAACGCCUCGGGCGACGUCGCGGAACGAGGCGCCGUCUACGGCUGCCCCUGGGCCGGCGGCUGCCGCCAGAUCCUCUUCGACUCAUCGGGUGAGAGGAAGAACGCGGACGGUGCUCAGAUGGAGUUCAAAUCCAAGCAGUGGUUGGGCGCCUCCGUGCGCUCGGACGGCGAGCACAUCCUGGCGUGCGCGCCGCUCUACCAGUGGUCCACCUUCGGCGUGUCGGAGCGCGAGCCGGUGGGGACGUGCUUCCUGAAGAAAGACGGCACGGUGGUGGAGUACUCGCCCUGUCGAUCCAGCGCCGGCUCUCCGGAGGGGCAGGGCUUCUGCCAGGCCGGCUUCAGCGCCGACUUUCUCAAGUCGGACAAGCGAGUGGUGGUGGGAGGACCCGGAAGCUUCUACUGGCAAGGUCAGCUGAUAUCGGACGACGUGUCGGAAAUCCUGGCCCGCUCGGACGGCAGUUUCAUCAGCCCCUACGGAAACACCUUGGCCACCAAGACGGCCGGCGCGCAGUACGACGACAGUUACCUGGGCUAUUCCGUGACCGUCGGAGACUUCAACGGCGACGGGAAAGAAGAUUACGUGACGGGCGUUCCCCGGGGCGACAAGGCGCUAGGUUACGUGAACAUUUUCAACGGACACAAUAUGGAGUCCAUGGUCAACUUCACGGGUAGUCAGAUGGCGGCCUACUUCGGCCACUCGGUCGCCGCCAGCGACGUCAACCGAGACGGUUUGAUAGACCUGCUGGUGGGCGCGCCUCUCUUUAUGGACCGAGGUUCCGACGGAAAGCUCCGGGAGGUCGGACAGGUGAGCGUCUUUUUGGGCAGAGGAGGCUUCUCCUUCGGGCCGGCGCAGACGCUGACGGGCUCCCAAGUGUACGCCCGAUACGGCUCGUCCGUGGCCGCGCUGGGAGAUCUGGACAUGGACGGCUACAACGACGUGGCCAUCUCGGCCCCUUAUGGCGGUCCGCGGCACUUGGGCCGGGUGUACAUCCACAACGGCGGCCCGCAGGGACCCUCGCCGGCGCCCUCGCAGGUCCUCGAGGGCAAGUGGGCCUCCAGCUACAUGCCGGCUAGUUUUGGCUACUCCAUGGCGGGAAACACCGACAUCGACCGCAACGGCUAUCCAGAUUUACUCGUGGGAGCGUUUGGAGCGGACAGGGCUGUUUUGUACAGAGCGCGUCCCGUCAUCGGCGUCAACGCCACGCUGGACGUCGCCCCGCAAAUCGUCAACCCGGAGGAGAAGAGCUGCACCCUUCCCGGCUCCGGCGCGUCCGUGUCCUGCUUCAAGGUCAAGUACUGCCUGAAAGCCGGCGGCCGAGGAGCGCCAGCCUCUCUCACGUUCCGCGUGGACGUUCUGUUGGACCGUCUGAAGCAGAAGGAGGCGGCCAAGCGGGUUCUCUUCCUACACGGGCGAAGCGUCAGCUACGCCAAGAACGUCACGCUGGUCAACGGUGGAGACCCGGCGUGCGAGGAGCAGCAGGUCUUCCUCAGGGACGAUCGCGAUUUCCGAGACAAGAUCACGCCCAUCUCGGUGGUUCUGGAAUACGCUUUGGACUAUCGGCGCGCCGGAGACGCGAACGGACUGCUGCCCGUCCUGGACGCGGCGGCGCCUCCCAACGUCACCCGCCAGGCUCACAUCUUGCUGGACUGCGGCAAAGACAACGUGUGCAAACCCGACCUGCGGCUGUCGGUGGAAAGCGACCGCGCGGAGAUGGCGGUGGGCGACGACAACGCCGUGACGCUGACGGUGAACGCCGAGAACCGCGGCGAGGGCGCCUACGAGGCCGAGCUUCACGUCUUCCCUCCGCCGCGGGCCGACUUUACCGGCGUGGUGCGCGGCCAGGCGCUGAGCCGGCUGUCGUGCGCCUACAAGAAGGAGAACCGUACCAAGAUGGUGGUGUGCGACCUGGGGAACCCUAUGAAGGGGGGAACCAAGGUGCGGGCCGAGUUGCGCUUCAGCGUCCACCAGCUGUCGGAGGACGACGCCGACGUGCGCUUCGACCUGCAGAUGGUCAGUUCUAACCAGUUCAACAACACCAGCGCCAGAGUGUCCAGUAUCACCAAACUGAUCGUGGUCGCACAAGUUUCCAUACGAGGCACGUCGUCUCCCGGUCAGGUGUUGCUUCCCGUGGCCAACUGGAAGUCCAGAGUUCCUCCGCUCACCGGAGACGACGUGGGACCGCAAAUCGUGCACGUCUACGAGUUGCUGAACGCGGGUCCCAGCACGCUGAGCCGCACGUCGCUGGAGGUGGAGUGGCCGUACGGCUACGCCGACGCCUCCCUCCUCUACGUCACGCACUUUGACACGGAGGGCCCCGUCAACUGCUCGGCGGACGUCGCCCUCAACCGGCUCAACGUCACGUUUGAGAGUCCCCCGGCGGCGCUGAAAAACGUCAGCGGCGAGCGACAGACGGAAGGACGCAAGCGCGUGCGCAAGAGGGACCUGGAGGGCGCCGGAGGCGACGACAACGACCCGGUCACCGUGGAAUGCGGCUCGGCGGCCGCGGCGUGCCUCAAACUCCGCUGUCAGGUGGGACGCUUAGAGAGGAAAAAGAACGCCAUCGUCUUCGUCUACUCCCGGCUGCACGUGGACAACUUCCUCAAAGCCGAGACGGAGAAUCGCUCCUACUCCUUUGUAUCCAGCGCCUCCUUCAACGUCAUCCAGAUGCCUUACAAGAAGCUUCCGGCCACGUUGCCGUCUAACAGCACCACGGUCGGCGUGCGGGUGCUGUGGGUGGCGGACGCGGCGCCGCCCGUUCCCGGCUGGGUGGUGGCGCUGGCCGUGCUGGCCGGACUCCUGCUGCUGGCGCUGCUCAUAUUCGUCAUGUACAAGUUGGGCUUCUUCAAGCGAGUGCGCCCGCCGCAAGACGACUGUCUGGAGAAGGAGCAGCUGCAGCCCGAGGACAACGCCAACGCCGACACCUAG